Protopolystoma xenopodis is the source of this 645-nucleotide messenger RNA. Lineage: Eukaryota; Metazoa; Platyhelminthes; Monogenea; Polystomatidea; Polystomatidae. The record is from the annotation of a GenBank genome assembly.
AUGUCUCUGGCCGCCCCUCAGUGUGUGUCUAAAUACGUGUCAGCCCCCGUGCCCCUGUGCACGCCUGAGUCUACCUCCGCUUGCGUCGGCGCCAGGGCUUCAUCGUUGUCAGUGCAACACAGUCGCGGUGGCAAACUGGGCGAGCUCUGGGUUUCCGCAAGCGUUGAAUCGUGGAUACAGUGUCGUUUUUUCGUCUGCCCCGCUGAUACCGACCCUAUCCUGUGUAUUGCCUACUCUUGCCAUCGUCCCAGAGGCCCGGGGACAAUUUUGCGGCUUGUAAUCGCGGGUCUAGCUGAACUAGUUCAGAGAGGCCCUAAUUUGGCAGCGUGCCUAGACUACGAACAACGAUUACAAUUGGGUGUUGAGGUGUCGAAAGAGCUUGGCCAAGCUAUCCUCGUAACUAUCCGGCAUGCUUACGAUGCAACAGAACUACUACUCCUCUGUGUGCGGGGAGCCCGUGGUUGGAGCGCCUCACCACCACACGCAUGUACACACACACACACCUUCACACCAACACGUACAUAUUACUUCGCCGGCGAACCAGCCGGCUGGUAUUACUGGCCUCACCAGUGUUACCCUUGCCUCGGCUUCGCUGUCAGCCUCCUCUUCGCUCUCUCCUUCCUCUCUGUCAGAAGAUCAUCAUAA